This is a messenger RNA of Prunus armeniaca (apricot), 966 nucleotides long. Lineage: Eukaryota; Viridiplantae; Streptophyta; Magnoliopsida; Rosales; Rosaceae. The record is from the annotation of a GenBank genome assembly.
AUGCUGGAUAAACAAUUGAACAAUGAAACAAAUCUGAAACAUGAGCUCCAUAUCACUCAUGAAGCUCUUGGAAAAUCAAGAAAUGAAGCUUCAAAUCUGGAAAUUCAAUUAAAGCAGGCAAAAACUUUGUGCACAGAACUUGAGGCUGAGAUCUCUGGGGUUCAGGCUGAGUUUGCUGGAGUUAGGGAAUCACUGCAGAGGAGCCUUGAUGAGGCUACAGUAAGUAGUGACGUGUUUGCUAGUGAGCUUGCUGCAGCAAAAGAACUUCUGAAGAAAACAAAAGAGGAGCUGCAAGUUGUGUCUCAUGAACUAGCAUCUGUUGCAGAAAAUCGUGAUAGCCUGCAAGGGGAAUUGGUUGAUGUCUAUAAAAAAGCUGAAAGAGCUUCUAAUGAUCUGAACGAAGAAAAAGAACUAGUUUCUUCUUUAAAAAAGGAAGUUAAAACUCUGGAGAAGCAGAUUUCGAAGGACAAGGAGUCCCGGAAAUCUCUUGAAAUAGACCUGGACGAGGCUACCAAAUCACUGGAUGAGAUGAACCGAAAUGCAUUGUUACUUUCCAAAGAUUUAGAGAGGGCUAAUUCUCUAAUUUCUAACCUUGAAGAUGAGAAAGAGGUGCUUUACAAGUCUCUUACAGAGAAAAAGAAUGCAUCCAAAGAGGCCCGAGAAAACAUGGAAGAUGUCCAUAAUCUUGCCAUGAGACUUGGUGAGGAAAGGGAUAGUCUGGAGAAGAAAACAAAGAAGCUUGAAGAGGAAUUGGCAUCUGCCAAAGGCGAAAUAUUGCGGCUACGUAGUCAAAUAAAUUCGUUGAAAGAUCUUGUAAAUAAUCAGCAACUGCCUAAACGCGAGACUGAAGCACCUGUCACUGUCACUGCAAGGAAAAGUAAUCAGCAACCACCGGAAGGCAAGGCUGAAGUGCCCGUCACUGUUACUGCAAAGAAAAGCGGUAGGAGGAGAAAGGCUGCUGAAUAA